UGAUGAGUUUUAUUUUUCGGAGCAUAACCUUCAGGUGUCGCAAGGCAUACGUAUUGGCGUACUUAAACGUAUUGCUGUGUUUGUUAGAUUGAUCAACUGCUGAUUUCUUACAGUGAUAUUAAAUGUUUAAGUGAAUACUCUAAUAAUUUUGGAAAACUCUCUAAAGAUGGCACAAAGAUUUCCUGUGCCUAAUGCAGCCAGCAAUGGUCCACCGCCACAAAGAUAUACCACUCCAUCGGUACCACCAAAUAUGAGACAAAACUAUAGUCCUAAUUUUCCGAUGCAACAGCGAACAGGAUUUACACCACCUCCACAGAUGACCCCAGGUGGUCCACCAACUAACAUGAUGAGACCUAAUCAACCUUAUCCUAGUAUGCGAACAGGACCAAUGACAAAUGCUCCUCCUGGCAAACGAGCUGCAGAUAACAGAAUGCCUAUGUCUCAACAAAAACCGCCUUUUGUGAACAGAGAUUUUUCUCACUCUUCAUCCAAGAAAAAGAAGAAACUGGCUGAUAAAAUUCUACCUCAGAAAGUACGUGAUUUGGUGCCAGAAUCUCAAGCUUAUAUGGACUUACUUUCUUUUGAGCGAAAACUAGAUGCAACAAUUAUGCGCAAGCGCCUUGAUAUUCAAGAGGCUCUAAAGCGUCCUAUGAAGCAAAAGCGCAAACUUAGAAUAUUUAUUUCAAAUACUUUUUAUCCUGCUAAAGAAGCUACGGAAACUGAAGAGGGCUCUGUAGCUUCUUGGGAAUUGAGAGUUGAGGGUAGACUUUUGGACGACAACAAAAAUGAUCCUAACAAAGUUAAGAGGAAGUUUUCAUCAUUUUUUAAGAGUUUAGUCAUUGAGUUGGAUAAAGACUUGUACGGACCAGACAAUCAUUUAGUAGAAUGGCAUCGUACUCUUACUACUCAAGAAACAGAUGGCUUUCAAGUAAAAAGACCGGGAGAUAAAAAUGUUCGUUGCACAAUACUUUUACUUCUGGAUUAUCAGCCACUGCAGUUCAAACUUGAUCCAAGAUUAGCGCGAUUGCUAGGUGUUCAUACUCAAACCAGGCCAGUUAUUAUAUCAGCCCUAUGGCAGUACAUUAAAACUCACAAGCUUCAAGAUGGUCACGAACGUGAAUUUAUUAACUGUGACAAGUACUUGGAACAAAUCUUUGGUACUCAAAGAAUGAAGUUUGCUGAAAUCCCUCAACGAUUAAAUCCGCUCUUACACCCUCCAGAUCCGAUAGUCAUUAAUCACGUUAUAAGUGUUGAAGGCACUGAAACAAAACAAACUGCUUGUUAUGAUAUUGAUGUGGAGGUGGACGAUACGUUAAAAACGCAAAUGAACAAUUUCCUACUUUCUACAGCAAGUCAACAAGAAAUCCAGACUCUUGAUAAUAAAAUUCAUGAAACCGUAGAAACGAUCAAUCAAUUGAAAACUAAUCGGGAAUUUUUCCUCAGCUUUGCUAAAGAUCCUCAACAGUUUAUUAACAAAUGGAUCAUAUCUCAGACUAGAGAUCUGAAGACAAUGACUGACGUUGUUGGUAAUCCUGAAGAGGAACGCAGAGCCGAGUUUUAUUACCAACCAUGGGCACAAGAGGCUGUGUGCCGUUACUUUUACACCAAAGUGCAACAGAAACGAGCCGAACUGGAGCAAGCCCUUGGAAUUAGGAAUUCUUAAUAAUUGCCGUGGUCGUAAUCAGUUUUGGUCAAUUUUGAUUGUUGAACGCAAAUAUUUGCUUCUAUCAAUCUUCAACACUACUUGUACUAGUUUUGGAAUUUCUUUUUUGAAAUGUCAACUUGUAUUUGUUUUUUGACAAAUUUUUAAAAAUCUAUUACUUCAAAUAUACAUUUUUUGUUAAAUUUUCGGUUUUAAUUUCACAGCCGACGUAAAAAUGACGAAAGAAAAGUUUUGAAUCUAGAAGCUCAUAGUGGGAAAGUUAUUAUAGAAAUAAGUAAAUUGUCAAGCUUCAUUCACGCCUUUAAAAAUAUGAUCAUGAUGUUGCAUUCAAAAAAAUUGUACAGAAGAGCAGUGUAAAAACAGCUUGAUUUUAAUUUUUCUAUUCUUUAUAUGUACGUAUUGUAUUAAGUAAAAUAAAACUUCUCCAAUUGCGAAUAA
This is a messenger RNA of Trichogramma pretiosum, 2101 nucleotides long. It is a transcript of the gene Bap60, whose product is annotated as brahma-associated protein of 60 kDa. Bases 167 to 1663 code for a protein of 498 amino acids. Gene Ontology annotation, biological process: regulation of transcription by RNA polymerase II. Gene Ontology annotation, cellular component: nucleus; SWI/SNF complex. The transcript has 6 exons. The record is from RefSeq and is a predicted model, not a curated record. Lineage: Eukaryota; Metazoa; Arthropoda; Insecta; Hymenoptera; Trichogrammatidae.